Leptopilina boulardi is the source of this 4349-nucleotide messenger RNA. RefSeq names its product phospholipase DDHD1-like. Gene Ontology annotation, molecular function: metal ion binding; glycerophospholipase activity. Bases 307 to 2217 code for a protein of 636 amino acids. Gene Ontology annotation, cellular component: cytoplasm. The transcript is spliced from 10 exons. NCBI's taxonomy places the organism in Eukaryota, Metazoa, Arthropoda, Insecta, Hymenoptera, Figitidae. The record is from RefSeq and is a predicted model, not a curated record.
UAUCUCCGAAACAACAGUGGUAACUCAUGUGGGUGUCAGUAUAGAAUAAUAGUGAAAUAAUAGUAUAACAUUGUUGUCUGAUUAUCAAAGCUGUUAAUAUUUCUAUUAAAUAAAACAGAAAUAAUGUUAAGUCAAUCAAAAAUAAUUUGAAUGACAACGCGAGAGAUCAAUUUCAAUUAUGUCUAUUAGUUGACAAUAAUUAAAAAUCAACGUUUCACUAGUGCUUUCAUACGAGUUUAAUGUAACUUUUUUUUUGCUUAUUUUAUAUUUGAAAAAAAAAAUUACACACUGUUUUUUAUAGACACAAUGACGAAGAAUUUGAUAACGAACGUUGAUCCAUUUAGUGAAAUGAUUCUUGAAGAUGACUACAAUACAGCAGAAGUUUCAAUGGAAAAUUCUGAAACGAUUGAUAAAGUGAAAGGAACCGAACACCAAUAUGCAGAUCCUUUAUCACUUGAUGAAGUUCGUUGGUUUUAUUGUGUAAACAAAAGAUGGACAGAAUUUUGUGGAUACGAUAGUUUAAGAAUUGAACAAGUAUGGAGAAAUAGAAGUGAAAAUGCCGAUAGUAAUAAUUGUGAAAAUAAUAAAUUACAAACUGCCGAAAGAAUAGUUGUUCGAGGUGGAAUGUACGAUGUGGAUUUAGAUAAAAUGAAAUGUUUAUCUAUAUAUUGGCCAGGUGAAGAGUGGGAAAUAAUGCGUGGAACGUGGUUUUAUGAUAGCAGUUGGAUACCUUUGGAAACUGAACAUUCGGAAAGAAUAGAAGAAGUUCAUUUGAGAACUUUUCAACAUCAAAAGCUCACGCAAUCGAAUUCUGAGCCCGAAUUAGGAGCAACUUCUCAUGCUUUCAAAGUAUUGCAUACAGAACAUUUUCCUGCCUUUCACGUUGAUUGGCUUGCAAUAAAUGAUGUAACUUUAUACAGCGAGUACACGCCCUCCAAAUUAAUGCGAAGCGUCACAUCGAAAUUUGGUUUUACUAAAUCAACUGGUUACCAAUUACGACGGGGUUAUAAAGUUCGUGCAACUAUGGAUGAUAAACCAAAUGACAUUGAUCAUUUAGUGUUUGUUGUGCAUGGAAUCGGACAAAAGAGAGAUACUGGAAAAAUAAUUCGAAAUACAGCAGCAUUCAGAGAAUGUGUGGAAUGGCUACUACCUAGAUAUUUUCCGAAAUUUACACAAAGAGUUGAAUUUUUUCCCGUAGAGUGGCGAUCGUCUUUAAAAUUAGAUGGAGAUAUUGUCGAUGCCAUUACUCCGUAUAGUGUUUUAAGUAUUCGAAAUCUUUUGAAUACAUCCGCAAUGGAUAUUUUAUAUUAUACAAGUCCUCUUUAUGGCGGUGAAGUUAGAAAAGGUCUCCAACAAGAAUUAAAUAGGUUAUAUUCAAUGUUUAUUAAUCGACAUCCUGGAUGGAAUGGCAAGGUGUCGAUAUUAGCUCAUUCCUUAGGUUGUGUUAUCGUUUACGAUAUUGUCACUGGCUGGACGGGAUACGAUACACAAGUUUCCUUCUCAUUAUCCUCAUGUGAAGGACUUCAAUUUUCUAUUGAAAAUCUUUUUUGCCUUGGUUCUCCAUUAUCAGUAUUUUUAGCUUUACGUACACGUGCACCAUCAAAUAGAUUGGAAGUAAUGCCAGAAAAAUUAUGUAAACGAUUUUAUAAUAUAUUUCAUUGGUCAGAUCCAGUUGCAUAUCGAAUGGAACCAUUAUUAGAAAAAGUUUACAGUAAAAUUGAACCAGUUUUAAUUCCCUCAUAUGGAGGUCAACAACCAUUUAAUAAUCAACAACAGACAGAAGAACAAGAAGUAGAGGGUACAGAAAUGGAAGAUGAACGAUCAAAUGAUGAAUUUGUUAAUGAACAAUUGGAACAAGUUUCCGCUGAAGCAGAUGUUGAUAAGCAAAAUAUAUCACUUCAAGAUUUUUGUGCAGAUGUUGAUAAAAAUGAUAGUUCUUCCGAUUCAACAAAUCGAAAUGCUGAGAAAGGUUGGAGUCUAUGGAGUAUAGUGCGAGGUGGUUGGAUAGCGAAAGAUGGUACUUCUUCGCCAACACCAGAAAUGAAUUCAUCGUGUCAUCCUCAUGAAGAAUUAAAUCAUCGAUUGGAUUAUGUACUUCGUCCAAGUGGUUUAGGAAGAAAUUAUCUAACAACAUUAACCUCUCAUACAGGUUACUGGAAUAAUUAUGACGUCGCCUAUUUUGUUAUGACCAAAUUGUUCCCUAAUUUGGAAAUGUGAUUUCAAAUUUUUAGGCAAUAUAUAGUGAAUUAUUGUAAAAUAAUGUGGGCCUAUUAAGUCAAUAUAAAAGGAAAGAAAUGCCACCAAAACAAAUCUGUGAUAAUGUUAUGUUAAAGGUAACAUAUACAGUGUAGGUAAGUUUUUUAAUGAACUCUUGAAAUUCAAUGUUUUCUAAUUGAAUAUAUAUAUAUUACAUAGUAAUAUAGAUACGUUAUUUGUCAAUUUUUUAAUCAUACAUACAUAGUUUAUUGUAUAUAUGUUGUAGGCAAUUAUAUCAGAAACCAGAAUUACUGGAUUUUGUUUUGUCUACUUUUUAUAUACAUAUAAAAAAAAACUAUUUAUAUGUUAUGUCAAGUAGUAUUAACGACAAUUUGCGUGCCUUUAUUGUUUAUGAAAAAAAUAGAAAUUAAAAUUAAUGUUAAAUUUUCUACACAGCUUUGAUUUUAUAUUAAAAUAUUUAAAUUUUUUUAUAUAUAUAUAAAAAUAUGUUAUUCGUUUUUUCAUGCGAACUUUUUUGCAUAAUUUAUAUGUAGACGUUUUAAAGUAGGUUAAUAAAAAGCACGCGCUAUGUGCUAUUUUUAAUUCGUUAUUAUCAUUCAUCGUUGAAUAUCACAAUAUUUAAAAUUUUGUUUAUUGUUAUAUAUAUAUAUAGAGUUUACCAAAAUUUAGUUCUCAAUAAAUUGGUUGAAACUAAAUUUAUAAGGUUAUUAUAAAAUUAUCGUUCGGUUAUCUUCAAUUGUAAAAUAAUAUAGAAUAUGAAGUUCAGCCUUCUCAUCAGGCAUGAAAAUACAUUUAUUUUUAAAUCAUUUUAUUAAUAUUAAUAUAAAUUAUUUUGUGAUAAGUUUUCAAAAUAUUUGGUAUUAUACAUACAUUGGUAUUAUAUUAUACUUAUAUAGAUUUAUAUUCUUCUCUUUUAUUUAUGAAUUAUUUGUCGCUAUUCAGACUAAAUUAGAGGAAUCUUUUCAAUAAUUAUUUAGCUUUUUAGUUUUUGUUAUUAACUUUUCAAAAUUCUUUUACUUGUUUAAACAAUUGAUUGUUUAUCGAUUCAAAGAAUUUUAUGCUAAAGAAAAUAAUUAUAUCCUAUUCUGGCUAAAUCUUAGGUUUAUCAGAAUCAUCUCUAUAAUUUAAUCUUUCAAAUUUCUUUUGAAUGCGUUCUUCAGAAUGCGUCACAUAAAAUAAAAAAAGAAUAAAAAUAUUUAUUUUUUAUUGUAAAAUAAUUAUAGAGAAGUAUUUAACUUUAUGCCUGAUGAGUAGCCCUAAUCGAGCUUAAAAAAAAAAUGAGUGAUUAUCAACAAAGUAGUAAAUGAAUUUUUUCAUAAAUUGAAUGUUUUGCACCGAUUUUUGAAUUAGUGUGUAUAUAGAUAAAAAGCACAAAGAUUAUGUGCAAUAUCAAAGCUUACACUAUCAUAUGACUUUAGUUGACUUUCACGGAGAAAAAUGAAACAUUAAAAUAACAAGCUUGUAACUUGUUAAGAAAUUUAAAUAUUUAUAAUAUAGAAAAAGCAUAACAUAGACAGAGUUUGUUAAAAGCCUUAAGGAAGUUUUAUCAAUAAGAUAAAUUAAUAUUAGUUUUGCUUAACUUUUUAUGUUAAAGAGUCAGUGAAAUCAAAAAAACUGAAUGUUUUCUACAUCAACUAGUCCUUAUUGAUAGAAUUUCCUUCAUUAUCAUUUAUUGCGUCGAUUUAGAAUUAGUUUCUAAGUAAUUAGUCAACGUUAUUUGAACAAAAAGACUUAAAAAAAGAUAAUGUCACAAAGGACGAUUGUAACCUUGCCACAUUUAUUGUAUCGAUUUUAAAGUAGAAUCGGACCAGCAGUCGAAACAAAAAGUUAGACAAAUUCAAAAAAUUUUAAUUUUUAUUAAAAUACAAAUUUUAAUGGUUAAAAAUAUAAAAAAAAAUUUACACUUGCAUUGUGUAAAAUUUUUAAGAAAUGAAAUAACAUUGUCUGAUUCUUUCUUAAUAAAAAUAAACAGAUGCAUUUGCGUUAUAUCAAAGUUGGUUACACGUGAGUUAAAAACUUGCGAUAGAUUUUAAGUAGCUCAUGUGCGAUCAAUUGUUUAAAUCCUCCAAGAUUUAGAAUUUUAAAUUAUAAUAAAUAUUAAUUGUAAUUUAUAAUAAAAUAUAAAGUGUUAA